AGAGACGUUCGUGAAUACCUAACACUAUACAAUGGACGAAUGGAAAAAUAUCGACACAUACGCGUAGUCUUAACCGGCAAGGAUGAUGUCGGUAAAACUACCAUAUGUCGUCGUCUUCAGGAAAAAACUGUCAAUCUCGGGUCACGACAACCAACUGUUGGAGCUGUGUUGCGUCCUUGUUGUUUCUCAGUCGACUUGGAUUCUGGAACGUGGAAAUAUAAUGAUAAUAGAAUACUUUCUGAUGUAGUAAAAAGUCGUUUGGGAACAGUGGUGUUAAGCCGUGACGAAGACAGUGAAACUGUUUUGAAAGAAGUAGCUGGAGAAAGCACAGAACGUUUGCAACAACUAUCUAUCAAACAAUAUUAUGAGGAAGUUGACAUAAUCCCCGACGCAGAUGUUUCCAACUCUGACGAAGCGUUCCUGUCUCUGUGGGAUAUGGGUGGACACAUGUCGUUCCAGGCUUCACACAGCGUCUUCAUUUCUUCGCACGGCGUGUACCUUCUAGUCUUCCGAUUGACCGAUUUUCUAGAAGAAAAACUGGAAACAGUCCGGCUGAAAAAAUGGAUAAGAAUGAUUGGCACGUUUUCCGCAGCCGAACUGGAUGCGCAUAAAACAAGAUCGCAUGCUCCUCCAAUCAUUUUCGUCGGCACAUUUCUUGAUAAGUUGAAGAAAAACAACAAGGACUACGAUAAACAACUCAGGAACAUACAUUUAAGCAUCUCAAAAUUUCCCGAACUCUCUGCACACCGUUUUGUCAGGUUCUGUACAGUCGACAACAGUCUCGACAAUAAAGCUGAAGACCUAAAUUUACUGAGAGGUUACAUCAAAGAGGCAGCUGUUCAUCAGGAUCAGUGGGACAGACAACUGCCAGUCACGUGGCUACGACUCGAAAUGGAUUUAUUGAAAGCAAGAGAAAGCGGAACGAAGAUACUCACGUUAGCGGAGGUUAUCAAGAUGAACGAAUCAUCUUUAGUAAAAUUGUCCGGUGUGGAUGAGAUCAAACUUGCCCUGGAAUACCUUCACUGCACCAGGUCUGUGAUUUAUUUUCGGGAGUUUGAUUACAUCAUCACCGACCCCCAGUGGCUUGCUGACUUCUUCAGUAUCUUUCUUACCGAUGACCAGUUUCUCCCGAGUGACGACCCCCUGAUGACCCGAGACCUGGAUCUGUACACAACAAAGGGCGAAUUGACUCAGAAAUUAAUUGAAGGUCUUCUGAAGCUGACAAAGAAUCGUGCUUUCAUUCCAUAUCAAUCCGUUCUUUUGGCGCUGAUGGAAAAAUUUGGAUUGAUAGUGAAAAUGGUGACGUCGUCAGGAUCCGCAACUAAACAGUUCAGUGAGACGUAUACGAUCCCUAGCAAACUGAUGGAGCUGCAAAACAUGGAUGUGAUAACCAGUGCAGUCACCAGCCUGAAGCGCAGUCUUCGCGCCAUUUCUAAAGCGUUAUGCUUCGUAUUCACCGAUGUAUACGUACCUGACGAGUUGUUUCACAGAAUCUUCGCCCACAUCCUUAGGAUGUACACUCCAACAUCACUGUCAACACGAAGCCUCCAAACUACGACUGAAAUAGACCAGACGAGGCCGAGACGUGAACACGUGUGUCUUUAUAGAGGUUUUGGGUGUUUUGAGGUCAACGACAUCUGUAGAUUUAUCAUUUCCAUGCAUCCAGAGAGGUCCACAAUUGUUGUGACUGUAUUCAGUCCAACGGAAGCCCAUUUCCCCGCAGAUAGUGGAAAACAAGUCAGACUCUCAAUAGAAGAAAUUAUUCGUGACGCCUUGGAAAUGAGUAACCAGCAACACUUUCAGUAUACACAUCAACUACACUGUAACUUCUAUCUGAGUCCAUACGACACCCCUGUACACCGGUACGGCGUCAUCAACUCGAUGGGCGUACCCUGUAAAGGGGAAGAUUGUCAAAAACGGCACAUACUGUCGAAAACAGACACCUCAUUUUGGAACAUAACACAGGAUUCCGUUCAAGCGAAAGGGUCAAACAUUGAAACGACGAAUGGUGACACGACAUUUCCAAACAGAAGGCCAACCGCGCGGGAACUUGGUCGCUUGUCCUAUAUAGUAAGCGCGUCUUCUUAUGAGCUGCUGUUUGUUGAGCUUGGAGUUCCUUACCCAGAAAUCGAAUGCAUGGAACUUGAGUCAUCAGAAUUAGCGGCAGUUACUCUGAUCACCAAGUUGUUUCUGAAGUGGACAAACAUCUACCCGAAUCAGACAUUCCAUCACAUCGUCCUGGCUAUGAAGGAACAUGACAUGGCAACUGAUCGGAUUGUUGAAACAGUGGAAACAGAACUAGGACCACAAGGCGAAGUUCCUAGAGAGGUUUCGGACAGAGUUCCAACUGAUUAUGAAAUCCAACUCAUCAUCAAACACAUCGGCCGCGAUUUCUUCAACCUCUGCUUGGAGAUCGGAUUAUCACCUCCAACCAUAGAGCAACAAAGAUGUUGUAAUCCUAGCCACUUUGGGGAAAUGAUGACAGCUCUUUUGCAGUGCUGGAAGAGGACUUUCCCUAAGGAGGCUACUAUAGGCAGGUUGUUGACGGCCAUGAGAAUGUGUCGCAUGGACUGGCAUAAAACAGCACAAGUCUUGAAUAAGUGAAUGUAUCAGGGA
Molecule: messenger RNA, 2616 nt
Organism: Ylistrum balloti
Lineage: Eukaryota; Metazoa; Mollusca; Bivalvia; Pectinida; Pectinidae
Biological process (GO): signal transduction
Molecular function (GO): protein binding
Source: RefSeq, a predicted model, not a curated record